AUGAAUUCAAAUAACGAAUAUAAAAAUCAAUUAUUUUAUUCCUAUAAUAAUAAAUAAAUAAAUUAACUGAACCCCCCUCUUGGAGUUUUAGUUGGUUGUGUAGGAACUGGAAAGACAACUUUUUUUAAUAAGGUAACUAACUAAAAGUAGUAAACCUCUGAUGGUUUAUCUUCAAUUACAAGAAAUUCAUUUAGUAGUAACUCUGCCUAUGGAUGCAACUUUAAAAUAAUUGACACUCCUGGAACAUAAGCUGAAGAAAAUAAGCUUAAUCACGCUCUAGGAAUACGCUCAGCUCUAAUUGAAGGACCCAUAAAUAGGAUAUUUUUGCUAGUAAAAUUUGAAAGGGUUGGAGCUAUGCAAAAAAAUAUAUCAGAAUUAUUGUUUACUUUGUCAGAAUGGAAAAAUUUGAUUACUAUUGUUAUAACUCACUGGGAUAAAGAAGAUACUGAAUUCAAUAGAUAAACUUUUUUAUAAGCUAAAAAAAAUAUUCAAGAAAAUGACUCUGAUUUACAAGAUUCAUUUAUAUUUGUAGGAAAAGAUUCUAAUCCAUCACAUCUAUGCUAGGCUAUUUACUUAAGCUUAUGUCAGAACUAUCCUGUUAAAUUAGAAAUAGAUUUGACGAAAUUUAAAUAUAAAUUCGAUAUAUAUAAUAAUAUUACUAAAUAUAUUAUGAAACAGAAAGAAAUAUUUAAAAUUGUUCAGUAGAAUAUUGAGAAGGAUAUCAUAAGCUACAAUUAAGAUGAUAAAGAUGAAUUUUUGCAUGCAUGCAUGGUAAAUAUAUCUUAAAUAGCUGAAGAAAUAAUUUAAGAUCUUAUUAAAGAGCACAGAAAAGAUAUGGAUGAAGUACAGAGUUAUAUGCAUUAUAUGGAGUUGAAAUAACAUUUUACUCCUAUAGUUGAAAGAAUCCGUAAAUUAGCAUCUCAAAGAAUGUCAUAUAGCUUGUUGAAUCAUUCAGAUCCAAGAAAUUUAUUUAAAAGAUGCCCAAACUGUAAUUUAAUUUGGUUAAAAGUUGAGGGAUGUGAUGGAAAUACAACUUGUGGUAAUCGAUAUUUUGGAAAAGAUUUUUUUUAAACUAGUAAAUAUUUUAUGAGAUAUAUAUUUGAUUGGAGAAAUCUAAAGUGGGUGAAGUAAUAACAAAACAAAUCUUAGCAAAAAGAUAAUUAUUAAAAAAAUGAUUAAGGAAUAGGAUGUGGGUCAACUUUUAACUGGGGAGAAGCACCUAUAAUUGGUUAAGAAAUUCUUUAAUAACUUAAAGAUGCUGGAAUAAACGAUAUGAUGUUUGAUGCUAUGGAAGAAAAAUAAAUUUAAUCCUUCAAUUUUUAAAUAUAGUAUGAAAGUUAAAGAAGCAGAGUCCAAUACUUAUGA
Messenger RNA from Tetrahymena thermophila SB210, 1365 nucleotides. Its product is annotated as signal recognition particle receptor beta subunit. The transcript has a single exon. The record is from RefSeq and is a predicted model, not a curated record. Gene Ontology annotation, molecular function: GTP binding. Lineage: Eukaryota; Ciliophora; Oligohymenophorea; Hymenostomatida; Tetrahymenidae.